GGGAGGAAGCUGCUGAGAUCCAGAUAAGAGGCCGGGGGUUAAUUUAGCAAGAAAAACAGGGGGCGGGAAGAGCCAUAGGGCUAACCUGUCAGUUCGCCACCAUGAACGUUGUUUUUGCUGUGAAGCAGUACAUUUCCAAAAUGAUAGAGGACAGCGGACCGGGCAUGAAAGUACUUCUCAUGGAUAAAGAGACGACCGGCAUAGUGAGUAUGGUAUACACACAAUCGGAAAUUCUCCAGAAGGAAGUGUACCUUUUUGAACGCAUUGAUUCUCAAAAUCGAGAGAUCAUGAAACACCUGAAAGCAAUUUGUUUUCUUCGACCUACAAAGGAGAAUGUGAAUUAUCUGAUUCAGGAGCUCCGAAGACCCAAAUACAGUAUAUAUUUUAUUUAUUUCAGUAAUGUGAUCAGCAAGAGUGAUGUGAAGUCAUUAGCUGAAGCUGAUGAACAGGAAGUUGUGGCUGAGGUUCAGGAAUUUUAUGGUGAUUACAUUGCUGUGAAUCCACAUUUGUUUUCCCUCAAUAUUCUGGGUUGCUGCCAGGGUCGAAAUUGGGAUCCAGUCCAACUAUCCAGAGCAACUCAAGGACUGACAGCUCUCCUUUUAUCUCUGAAGAAAUGUCCCAUGAUUCGUUACCAGCUUUCAUCAGAGGCAGCAAAGAGACUUGCAGAAUGUGUUAAGCAAGUGAUAACUAAAGAAUAUGAACUGUUUGAAUUCCGGCGGACCGAGGUUCCUCCAUUGCUACUUAUUUUAGAUCGCUGCGAUGAUGCCAUCACCCCAUUGCUAAACCAGUGGACAUAUCAGGCCAUGGUCCAUGAACUUCUGGGCAUAAACAACAAUCGGAUUGAUCUUUCCAGAGUGCCAGGGAUCAGUAAAGACUUGAGAGAGGUGGUCCUAUCUGCUGAAAAUGAUGAAUUCUACGCUAACAAUAUGUACCUGAACUUUGCUGAGAUUGGUAGCAACAUAAAGAAUCUCAUGGAAGACUUUCAGAAGAAGAAACCAAAAGAACAGCAAAAACUAGAAUCAAUAGCAGACAUGAAGGCCUUUGUUGAGAAUUACCCACAAUUCAAGAAGAUGUCUGGGACUGUAUCAAAGCACGUGACAGUGGUUGGAGAGCUGUCUCGGUUGGUCAGUGAGCGGAAUCUGCUGGAGGUUUCGGAGGUUGAGCAAGAACUGGCCUGUCAAAAUGACCAUUCUAGUGCUCUCCAGAAUGUAAAGAGGCUCCUGCAGAGCCCCAAAGUGACAGAGUUUGAUGCUGCACGCCUGGUGAUGCUUUAUGCUCUGCAUUAUGAGCGACACAGCAGCAAUAGCCUACCAGGAUUAAUGAUGGACCUUAGGAAUAAAGGUGUUUCUGAGAAGUAUCGAAAGCUUGUGUCUACAGUUGUUGAAUAUGGUGGUAAACGGGUCAGAGGAAGUGACCUCUUCAGCCCCAAAGAUGCUGUGGCUAUUACCAAACAGUUCCUCAAAGGAUUGAAGGGAGUAGAAAAUGUAUAUACUCAGCAUCAGCCUUUCUUACAUGAGACCCUGGACCAUCUCAUCAAAGGAAAGCUCAAGGAAAACCUGUAUCCUUAUCUAGGCCCCAGCACACUCAGAGACAGACCUCAGGAUAUCAUUGUGUUUAUAAUUGGAGGAGCCACCUAUGAAGAGGCUCUAACAGUUUAUAACCUGAACCGUACCACUCCUGGAGUGAGGAUUGUCCUAGGGGGAACCACUGUGCAUAACACGAAAAGUCAAGAAUGUGGGGUCUUGGGCUUCUCUGGUGGCGCCGUUGUUAAGAAUCCGCCUGCCAAUGCAGGGGACACGGGUUCAAGCCCUGGUCCGGGAAGAUCCCACAUGCUGCGGAACAGCUAAGCCCGUGCACCACAACUACUGAGCCUGCGCUCUAGAGCCCGCCAGCCACAACUACUGAGCCCACAUGCCACAACUACUGAAGCCUGUGCGCCUAGAGCUCGUGCUCCACAACAAGAGAAGCCACCGCAGUGAGAAGCCCACGCACUGCAACAAAGAGUAGCCCUGCUCGCUGCAACUAGAGAAAGCCUGUGCGCAGCAACGAAUACCCAACGCAGCCAAAAAUAAUAAAUAAAUAAACUAAAUUAAUUUUUAAAAAAAAGAAUAGAUACCUAAAACACCUAAAAUUAAAAAAAAAAGAAUGUGAGGUCUUGUUGAUACACAGAGGAGGAUCUUUAAGUAUAAUUUCAGGAAAGUUACUCCUUUCCUUUGCACAUGUAGGAGUCUCAUGUGAAGCAAAGAUCACCUCAUAAAUUCCUAUAGGGUUUCCCAGCAUAUUUGUUUCAUUCUUACUAAAAGUCCCUAAUCAAUAACUUCUUGUGUUAUCUUUCCAAAAAAAAGGCAAUGCUGCCUCAUUUCCUGACACUUGUUUUCUGACCUCAAAGUGUCUCCUGUCCAACUGGCCAAAGAGCCAGGCUAGACAGAGGAGCCAGUAUUAACAGAGGUGUUCAGUAGAGGAAUAGAUGAAUUUAGCUUCUGCUCCUUUCCCUCUACUUCACCAUUUUCUUCUUUUGCAAAGGAGUUUGGAAUUUAAAUUUUCUAAGCCUAGAAUCUUCCAGGUCUAAGACUGCACAGCUGUGGUAAUAAUAAGGUACCUGGUCAUUUCUCCAACCCUCAAUCUGCUAUAGAUCUGUAUCCUGAGAAUGAGUCCAGCAUAUUUAUAAGUAAUGCCCCCAAAACUCCUGUGUUAUAGAGAAGGCUUUCUUGCCAAAGGGGAGCUAUUUUAAUUACUUCAUUUAUUCCGUAUACCUUUAUUGGGUACCUACUAGGUGUCAGCCUCUGUGGUAAACCCUGGAGAUCCAAGAUGAAUAAGUGUUAGUCCCACCCUAAGUAACUCACAGUCUAUUUUGGCAUCGAUAAUGUAUAGAGUACCUAAUUAAUAAUAUGGUGCUAAAAUAGCACUAGGACAAAGUGAUAAUAAUGAUGGGGGUGAUUAGUUCAGCAUGGAGGAUAGUCUGGGAAGGCUUCACAGAAAAGGUGGCUUUUAAUCCUCAGCCUUAAAGGAUAAAAGGGAUUUCAUCAGGCAAAGAAGGGGUAGUCUAUCAUUUCAGACAUAGGACAUAAUAAGAGCAAAAGCAUAAAGGUAUGAAAGCUCAGGACAUGUUUAGGGAACAGUGAAUGGUUGGGCAUGGAAGGCACAUAGGCUGCAUAGUUGGUGGGAGAUAGAACCAGACAAGUGAGAGUAUUGUGUGGUACUGAAGGGCACAGAUUCUAGAUCUGGGUUUGAAUCCCAGCUAAGACACUAACUAGUUGUUGUGACCUUGGCAAGUCACUUAACUUCUCUAUAGCUUGGUUUCUUCAUUUUUUAAAUGAGGAUAAUAGCAUAUAUACAUAUACUACAUUUAUAUGUAUACACACACACAGCUUAAACCAGUUCUCAGAACAAAAGAAAUACAAGUAUUAUCAUGAGGUCACAUUAUGAAGGGCCUUGAAUUUUCAUCUGUUUAUUACUCUGUAAGCAAAAGAAAGGUUUUAAAGCAGAAGAGGGGAGAGUAUGCAACAGGAUAUAAUCUGUAUCUUAGAAAAUUGGUGCCACUUUGGAGAGUAGACUGGAUAAAGAAAAGACUAGAGGCACAAUACAAGUUCUGAGGCAGUUUCAAGAGUUUAGAUAAGAGGUGCUAAUAUAACAUGGUUCUGAGUUGAUGUACAAUAGUAGCCUUGCCCUUGAAAAUUCUGGGUUCCUGACUAGAAAUUUCAAACUUGAAAUAUUAGUCUUAACAGAUCUUACAAGUUUAACGCUAAAAGACACAGUGAGAACCCUGAGGACGCGCACAAAAGGGUUCUCCUUCUAGUCUGGAUGUUUUAGUGCUCAACUGAUGCUUCUAUUCUGCACCCAAAUAUCAGACCAGUGCUCUUCCAUUCUAUUCAUGAUAUCCUUUCAUCUAGUUAAAUGUCAUGAGCAAGACAUUCUGUUCUGGAGAUGCACAUUUUUUUUUCCCUUGAGUAACCUCAAGUCUACU
Molecule: messenger RNA, 3964 nt
Organism: Physeter macrocephalus (sperm whale)
Lineage: Eukaryota; Metazoa; Chordata; Mammalia; Artiodactyla; Physeteridae
Gene: VPS45
Product: vacuolar protein sorting 45 homolog
Exons: 15
Coding region: 102-1847 (581 amino acids)
Biological process (GO): vesicle-mediated transport; intracellular protein transport
Cellular component (GO): Golgi membrane
Source: RefSeq, a predicted model, not a curated record